Messenger RNA from Misgurnus anguillicaudatus (oriental weatherfish), 917 nucleotides. It is a transcript of the gene msmp2, whose product is annotated as microseminoprotein, prostate associated 2. Gene Ontology annotation, cellular component: cytoplasm. NCBI's taxonomy places the organism in Eukaryota, Metazoa, Chordata, Actinopteri, Cypriniformes, Cobitidae. The record is from RefSeq and is a predicted model, not a curated record.
UCUGGGGGAGGAAGAGGAGAGAGAAGCAGGUGUAUAAAACCUGUACUAUGACAGAGCAUCAGACACCACACAUGAACACACCCAGAGACAGGAGACACACAGACGAGGAAACAAGAAAAGGGGGCUUAAGACAAAUCUCACAAGAAAUGCAGACAAGAGAGAUGAAGGUUUUACUGGCUGUGUUUUGUGUGGUUACCAUUGUCCAGUCCUGCCACGCAGUGUCCAGCAGUGGUGAAUGCUACUUCAAUGCAAAAGCCAGUUGUGAACACAAGGGUCGUGUAUAUGGCAUAGGAGAGACGUGGAUGAAUGAGGAAUGUUUCCAGUGUGUGUGUUUUGAACCUUUCGGAGUGGGCUGCUGUGAAGAUGGAAAGCAGCCUGUGGAUUACCCGCCCUGGUGUGAAGCCGUUAGAAAGCCAGAUUCCUGUACGGUUGCUGUGGUGAUGAAGGCCAACCAUAAACUUCCUUGUCUGUUCAGCACCAAAAGCCGUUGGAGAUCAGGGCAAGGGCUGCUGUGGAAAUCAGAUAAUGAUCCACUAUUCUAGACUGCACCAUUGAAGCACUCAGAGACGUGUAGGGACACACGACACAGAAAACCAAAUAGUUUUGUGUAAAAAUAAAUCUGAUAAAUUGCAUGAAACUAUUUUUGUAAGGAUUUCUCAGUGUUCAGUCCCAGCAUGAUUCGAGACUGGACUGUUGUGUCCGUAGAAAUUUGAGCCUAUGAGGGCACACAGUCAGCGUCUUAUAAUUUUUAAACCAUAAAAUAUAAUUAAAUUAUAUUUUGAGUCCCAGACCUGCAAUGUAAACUGGAUUUAGGACUCUACUGUAUGUGAAUGACAACAAAAGUGUAACUGGGAUUAAAUAUUUUUCCAGUAACACUGAUGGCUAUCAAGCAAAUAAAAUAAAACUGAAAUCAGGAA